Molecule: messenger RNA, 1676 nt
Organism: Nerophis lumbriciformis (worm pipefish)
Lineage: Eukaryota; Metazoa; Chordata; Actinopteri; Syngnathiformes; Syngnathidae
Gene: efna3b
Product: ephrin-A3b
Biological process (GO): axon guidance; ephrin receptor signaling pathway
Cellular component (GO): plasma membrane
Molecular function (GO): ephrin receptor binding
Source: RefSeq, a predicted model, not a curated record
GCUCGAGGCAGGAAGCGAUGCUCCGUGUCGUCGGAUUCAGCCUUGGAUGAAUUGCUUCGCGUCGUCGAAGAUUUUUAAGUACGAAUAAGUUGGACUUGAUUUGUUCUUUUUUUUUUUUUUUUAAUUAAAAAAAAAAAAAAAAGUCUUCUGAAAUUUGGAGUGUUUCAUGCCAGGUGGAAGAAGACCGACCUACCUCGUUGGCUGUGCCCGCCACCCGAACUCUUUACCCGGCGUUAGCUGUGAUGCGUGAGUGGCGCUUUUUGGUGGGCUGAAGGCAUCGAGAAAGCGGCCCCAAGUCACGCGGGGAGGGGUGGGGGAUCCGGGAGCAUGGCUCCGGUGCCGCUGUCCCUCUGGCUGCUAACUACUCUCACCUGGGCCAACCUGCUCCAGGUGUCCGCCAACAGGCACUCCAUAUACUGGAACAGCUCCAACAUCCAUCUGCGCCGUGAGGGCUACACCAUGCAGGUGAAUGUCAACGACUACCUGGAUAUCUACUGUCCCCACUACAACGACAGCCAGCGCAUGGUGGGCACCAGCGAGCAGUACGUGCUCUACAUGGUCAGUUACCGUGGUUACAGGAGCUGUGACCCCCAGAUGGGCUUCAAGAGGUGGGAGUGCAACCGGCCCCACGCCCCCCACGCACCCAUCAAGUUCUCAGAGAAGUUCCAACGCUACAGCGCCUUCUCGCUGGGCUACGAGUUCCACGUCGGACAGGAGUAUUACUACAUAUCCACACCCACCCAUCACCAUGGCCGCAGCUGCCUGAGACUACGCGUGUACGUCUGUUGCGCCACGGCCUCCGAUGUGGAUGAUGAGGCAGAACCAACAGAGGCAGACUACACGUUUACACCAGGCCUAAACAUUGACGACAACGACGAAUUCAACCCUUCCGUUCCCAAGUUGGAGAAGAGUGUAAGCGGAAGCAGCCCGAGCAGGGACCGCCUGCUGCUCACCAUCGCCAUGCUGCUGCUGCUCCUUGUCUCCUAGCAACGGCCAUCACAUCAGCGUCACCAUGCCGACUAGCCUUUUGGAGGGUGUGUGCUAUCAGCGGACGGGACAUUGAGGAUGCUGUGUGUGUGUGCGUGUGUGUGUGUGUUAAAUGUGUGUGUGUGAGCUGAUUGAAUCUUGCAAGCCACAUGACGCAUUUAUAAAAGUGGCAACAUUAGACCCAAGUCGUAGAAAAGAGAAAAAAAAAAAAUUAAAUCGCAUUUCCAGGACUUUCUUCUGGAUCUGAUUGGCUGCUUCACUUCCUGUGGGUUCUUUGCUAAAGUAGACGUGUUGAACUCAAGGCCACGUCAUCAGUGAUUUUUUCCCCAUCCUUUCGGGACUUGUUUUGCAAGAAGAAGAUCACGUCAGCAAACACAAGGUGGCGACUCUCGUUUUGUCAUCGCCACCCUGCUUUUGACUUCAAGCGUCCGUCUGCAGUGGAGAAGUCUGAAGCCUUUUAAAGCAUUUCAACGGCAGAGAUGAAAGCACACGGUAGCUGCCGGAGCAUUCCAUUUGCAUGUGCACACUCAGCAAUACUGCCCCCUCUUGGUGGGAGGAGGAGGAUGUGCGGAAAAGGGGGCCCUUGUUGGCGUCGCCGUGCUCUGCCAAUCUCAUUGUGCAGUUCUUUGUUAUGUACCGUGUGUGUGUGUGUGUGUGUGUGUGUGUGUGUGUGUGUGUGUGAGUGUGUG